AGCAUUUAUUAAAAACUAAUCUAAUGUUGUUCAAAACUUAUUCACGUUUUAUAAAAACCCUGUCGCUAAAGUUCACCAGCAAUGGUGAGCCUUUGGAGGUUUUGGAAAUGGUAGAAGAAGAAUUGCCGGAACCAAAAGAUUCUCAAGUAUUGAUAAAAGUUUUAAUGGCUCCCAUAAAUCCAUCGUAUAUUAAUAUAAUACAAGGUCGAUAUCCUUUGCAACCCGCUAAAUUACCAGAUACUGCUGGUAAUGAAUUUGUGGGCAAAAUUGUGCAAAUGGGUGAAAAAGUACAAAAUUUUGUGUUAAAAGAACAUGUUGUGGCUUUUGAAUCAGGUUUAGGAACAUGGAGCAAAUACCUAUUGCUUGAUUGCAAACAAAUAUAUGCUAUACCUUUUGAGGUGCCAUUGCCUGCAGCGGCCACUUUAACUAUUAAUCCUUGUACAGCAUUUCGCAUGUUGAAAGAUUUUAUUAAGCUACAGCCGGGCGACUGUAUUAUACAAAAUGGUGCUAAUAGUGCAGUGGGUCAGGCAGUCCACCAAUUGUGUAAAAUUUGGGGAAUUAAGUCCAUGGGUGUGGUACGUGAUCGUCCGGAGUUAAUAAAACUAAAACAAGAUUUAUUAAGACUGGGUGCCACAGAAAUUUUAACGGACGAAGAGUUAUCUAAAACUCAACUAUUCAAAUCCGAUUGCUUGCCUAAGCCACGCUUGGCUUUAAAUUGUGUGGGUGGCGAAAGUGCCACAAAUAUAGCCAAACAUUUAGACUAUCAAGGCGUCAUGGUGACCUAUGGUGGUAUGUCCAGAAAACCUCUUACUUUAGCCACAGGAUCUUUGAUUUUCAAAAAGCACUCAUUUCAUGGCUUUUGGAUUACGGAGUGGGUUAAGAAAAAUUACACAUCUCCAGAAAGAUCUUAUAUGUUGCGCAAUUUAACCCAAUUAAUGCAGCGCAAUGAAUUUUUAGCUCCUAAUCAUGAGUUAAUACCUUUCGAACAAUAUAAAAAGUUUGGAGAGCAAGCUUUAAGACUGGCCAAUAAAACCAACAAGAAAUUUAUAUUUGAUAUAGCUGAUAAAGAAUGCAAUUAA
Messenger RNA from Calliphora vicina (urban bluebottle blowfly), 1079 nucleotides. Its product is annotated as enoyl-[acyl-carrier-protein] reductase, mitochondrial-like. Gene Ontology annotation, cellular component: mitochondrion. Gene Ontology annotation, biological process: fatty acid metabolic process. The record is from RefSeq and is a predicted model, not a curated record. NCBI's taxonomy places the organism in Eukaryota, Metazoa, Arthropoda, Insecta, Diptera, Calliphoridae. The coding region runs from base 24 to 1079 and encodes 351 amino acids. Gene Ontology annotation, molecular function: trans-2-enoyl-CoA reductase (NADPH) activity. The transcript is spliced from 2 exons.